Molecule: messenger RNA, 8346 nt
Organism: Bombus huntii
Lineage: Eukaryota; Metazoa; Arthropoda; Insecta; Hymenoptera; Apidae
Exons: 6
Source: RefSeq, a predicted model, not a curated record
AAUUUCUGUGAUUUAUUUUAAUGGCACGUUACUCAAACUAUUGUUGUUAUUGUCGCAAAUAUCGGUAAAACAAAAAUGGGGAUAGAUUAACCAGGAAGAACUAACAUCGAGGACUGAUGAGGAAUAAGUUUUGUUCAUUGUUUACAAACGGUAACCUACGAUUUCGUCGUUUGUUUUGUCAAUAGUAAACCGACAACAUAUUUCAACUCCGUAACGGAAUGUUUACCGAAAUAUUUUUUCUAAUAUUAUCAAUAUUAUUUACGUUCAUUUUCAACAUCAAAGUAUCUAUAGCAUAGCUAUUUAUUGAUCAAAUUUUAAUAUUUAUUACUAAAGUAAAUUUGUAUAUAUGUACAUUAAAAUAUUUAUAUUUUUUUUUAUCAAUUAUUAAUAUUUCUUCAAUAUUUUAGGUUUCAUUGAAAUGCAUUCUAUUAAAAUAUACUACUAGAAAUAUUUUAUUUUAUUUUAUUACUUUUAGCGAGGAAGAAGAAUCCCCAAGUAUAAAGUGGUAGGGUGAAUCACCCCUUUUGUUCGUGUAAACGUUCGUUGCCGAGUUUCCCUAUUCGUCGUCGACUUUCCUCAGGUGGGAAAAUGCACAUGUGACUACGUGUCGUUUGUCUAUUAAAUGUUCAUAUUACAGGAAAAAUAUACAAUCUUGCAUAAUAUUCGAAAUGAAUUUAAUAUGUGCAUAUUUGUAAUUCGCUUAACUUUAAAACACGUCUGCAACGGUUUUAAGAUAUCCCCCUACGAAUAUUAGUUCCAUUUGAAACUCGUGUAUUUUUAAAAGGUCGGUGAUAGUGAAGAGAAUACCAUUCAUGUUUUUUAUUCUAGUUCAAAACAGUCUUAUAUAAUAAUGGUUGAGGGACAGGUAUAAUAACAAUUAACAAUAAGUUUAUUACAAAUGUUAGAGAAUGUAAUAACAAAGACUAUUAAAGGUUUAUUAUUUGAUCGUUUUAAUACUGAAUGCAAAUUUGGCAAUACAAAAGAAAAUUUUUGCACGCAUAAAAGUUUUGCAACAUAUCCUGAUAAACAUAUGAUUUUUAUGUUUCAUGUUGUGACUAGAACUUUUAAAAAAAUAGCGUUAAAUUUUCGUUUUGUGCUAUUCAAAGUGCUUCUAAAAAUUUUAAAAGCAACCCAUCAUCAUGCUUUAUAUAGUCGGUAAUAACUGUCCUUCGAUGAGUCUCUCGUGGGAAAUAUCCAACGCACCGAUUAUUUGGCGAAUCGAUUUUGCAAGGGGAACUUUUGCAUUUAAGCAUUAAACAGCGUCUGAAGAAUAAAAAAGUCGAUCGAUAUCAUCCACACACAAUGACCAUUUUACACGCAGUAGUUAAAUUUAACUCGAUUACGUAUCGAGAUACUAUUAUUCACUAUAUGGACAUACAAUAGAAUCAGAAAAGACACAUUUUUGUUUUUUCCACAAACUGGCUCAUGACUUGCACGUACUAGUUAUGUUAAUAGAAUACGAAUAUAGUAACAAUAAUAGUAAGUAGAUUAUAUACAACAAGUAUAAGUAACUAUUAAAGUUAAAUUUGUAACUAUAAAAAUACGAUUUAUAAUACUAACAGUAAUUUUAUAAGAAGCUUCAAAAAAUAAAUUUUCUAUUUAUUCUAUUCUUAUAUAUAUAUAAUAUAUAUUAUGUCACAGACAGCAAAUUUAAUUUGUAAAAUAAUUUUGAUUGAAAAAAUUAGAUGGUAAUUAAGUGAUUAAUUACUGUUAACCAUAAUGAUAAUGAUAAUAGAAGAAGAUAAUGAAACGAACGCCGGCUUCUUAAUAAAUUUCAGCAUUAAAAUUCUAUAUAAAUUCUAAUACUGUAAAAAAAUGCUUUAUUGUUUCUCUACGUGUUCAUACUUUAGCAAAUGUAUUUCUAUUAUAAAAUAUUCUUUUCCCUCCCAAGAAAACACGUAUCAUUUCAAAUCAUCCCCCGUAGUAUGUACGCUCUCUUAUUAUAUGAAAAGAAGGGAAAAAGAGAGAAUGAAAAAAAAGGAAGAAAGAGAGGAAGAAAAAACAAUUUGUAACUACCACAUCCACCACGUUUCAACCAUCCUUCCAAUCGGCGAUGAACAAAGAUAAUGUACCAUAUACAGGAAAAAGUUCUUUGAAAGUAAUGCCAAAGAAGAACGUAUUGUCCCUUUUCUUACAUGUCUUGCCACUAAACAUUGUAUUUCUGAGCUGCGCCAAACGAUUGCGUUCUAGUCAGCCAAUUGCGAAGGGUUUCCCUAAUAAGAACUUUUCUAGAAGUGGGAAUACGAGUAUACGUGUAAGAUUCCUUGGUGUCUGGCUUCACUUUUCGCGCGACACCGUCUCGAUCUACUUUGCAACAUGUGCCGGUCGGAAUAGUUAAAUUUGAUUAGACAAAAUCAUUCGACUAAAAAAAAGGCGGUUUUCCUUUUAAAAUUUCCAAUUGCACGCUAUCUUUAUUUUUAAUUAACUGUUCACUCGAUUUUUAGUUUACUCGGGAGAAUAUAAUUACACGUGCACCGAAACACGCACAAGAUUGUUGCCACUCCUUUUUAUCUAGCUUUUAAUAUAAUUUCCAUCUUGAAUUUUAAAGAACUGCAUUCAUUUUUUCAUUUUCUCUCUUACAUUUUCCUCAAAUUAAUGAUUUAUGAGAGAUUUUAGAAAUAUAAAAUUACACGAAACUAUUUUUGUUAAAUGAUAUUUUCUGUUCUUUCUUCAUUCUUCGAUUUGAUUUUUUUAAUAUAACAAAUUGUCACAUAUAUUUUUUAAAUAAUAAUUUUUUCAAAUGUGGAUAAGGACAGUGGGACAGAAUCAUAGAGUUUUGUGAAUCACAAAUAAUUUUAUCUUUUUAUUGUGACAAUAUUUGUGUGUGCGUGUCUAUAAAAGAUUUGUAUAUCUUCAUAGGUAUAUCAGUGGAGAUGAAACAUAAUAUUUAACAAUUGCAUAACAUGUAUUUGGUGAAAAUCGUAAGUAUGAAUAAUCGAUUUGAUAAAGUGAAAGACCGAGUAAAAUAAAUCACGUGUUUGAUUCUAGUAAAGAAUUAAGUAUAUGCUGAAUAAAAGUAAUCGGAUACAACAUUUUUAUAUUUAGAAUGUAGAUACUAUUGUAUUACAUUAAAACAAUAAUAUUUUAACUUUUAUGCUAAUGCGACUAAGGCAGUUUUGUUCCAAUAUAUCUGUGCCAAAAGAAAGCAAUUUCCCCCCCCCCCCCCCAAAAAAAAAAAAAAUAUUUUUUUAAGGAAUAUUAGACUUAUAAAUGCCUUAGCCACAAAAUGAACUAUUUUCAAAACAAUAACUACUUUAGAUGUAUUAUUAGGAUAGUACUGAAAUCGAAAUCAAUUCUGCGAAUCAGCAAGUAUACGUUUUACAAACUUAGUAAUAGCUAACUAGAGUUUUAUGUCUGUGCAUCAUAUUGUAUAAUCUACUUCUACAUAGUAUAGUAAAGGUAUGAAGUGUUAUGUAAUUUCUAUACCUUUUAUGUGAUAAAUAAUUAAUCCGCAGUUUCCAAAACAAUUUGUCAUAAGAUGGUGCACAAAAUUUGUUGAAGUAUUUAUAGUAUUACACAUUAAAUAUAUGAUAUAUGUUACUUUAUAACAUUUAGAGAAAUUUAAAAGAAAUUGAAAUAUUCCAGAUUUUUCAAAUACAGUCCCUUUACAAACAUAUUUCAAGUCUCGACAAAAUUUUACGAUAUCCUAAACUAUUUAUUAGAUGUAAAAAAUAUAUGUGUGCAAUUUACAUGAAAUAAAAGAUAGCACACUAAUUUUAGUUCUGACUCAGAAAAAUUUCAUUCUGAAUUUUUGUUAACUAUUUUAUUUCAUUGUUUCACUUUCUAUCGCGCUUCUUAUGCCUAUAAUAAUAAACACACACACAAAACCGUAAAACAAAUUCUAAGAAUAUUAAAUGUCACUUAAUCCAUAAAAUAUCCAUAUCCAAAAACCAAACUCAAAUAUAUUUGAAAAGCAACCAUCAAUUUGCUUCACAUCGACUUAAAUCGAUACGAAGAACCUAUCCCUCUUCUCACGCUGUCUCUGGACAAACCAUUACUACCUCCACCAGUUACGCUGGAAGAGAAAGAAAAAAUGGAAGAACUUAGUAGUUGUAAAUCGAGUGAUUCGCAGAAAAAACAGAGAGAAAGCUCGAAGAAGCAACCGACGUUUAAACCAUUCACCAAGAACAGCAGGCCGAAGGUAAUGAUAUCUCGCGACAGUAUCAUUAACAAGAAGAUCAAAGAUUCCUCUGGAUCUCCAAGUUUGUCGUUUAUUGAAGAAUCUUCGAGCGAGCUGCAAGGAACGGAAGAAAAAGAUGCCUGUCACGUGGAACAUUUAUAUUGUAAUGAAAAUGCCACGAAUUUCAAGGAGGAACUGGAUGUUUGUUUGAUCAGUAGCUCCAGCGAAAUUCAAGGAAGUCUUAAAGUGAGCGAGACUUCGAGAGGAAACAAGAAGGUUUUGAAAAAGUUCGAUAGCGCGGUCGAAGAAAAUGAUUUUGAUUGCGCGUCGGAAGAAAGUAUAAUUUCCAAUACAAGGGAAAAACAGACGCCUAUUUUCGUUGAUUUAACAGCUGAUGAGAAAAGCACGCGGAAACAAACGACUUUGAAGCGAUUCUGUGAUGUAAAGGCAGACAUGACGAAUGAAAAGGAAGAUGAGAACGAGAGGUGCACUACGAACAUCACAUUAGAACCUCGAAUUAUAAUAGCAGAUAGUUCAAGCAAAUUAAAUUCUAAUGGAAACAACAGUUUAGUAACUGCUUUACGAAAACGUGGGUCAUGCUUCAUACCGGUACAACCAAAUCGUUCUUUACCUAUUCUUCCGGCACCAUCCGUACCUACGAGAUCCAUUCGAAAACAUUCAUCAUCUUUCAUCUUACCAAAAUCUACCGUGGACGUAGUAGAAGUAGAAUUAAUGAAAUCAAACAUUGAGACAUUGUCGAAUAAAGAAGAUAUUAUUUCUAAAGAACAAAUAAUAUCAAAAGAUACCGCGAGCUCGAUGGCUUACCUUGUUCCACGAAUUUCAAGCGUGGGAAGUCUGAGUAUGAUAAAGAAAAGAAAUGAUAACGACAUGGAACACGAGACUAAUGUUAAAGAAAGAAGGAAGAAAAAAAAAUCGCAGGAAGCAAAUUCUAGACAAAAUAAAGAGGAAUGUAUGGAUAAUUCGAUUAAAGAGUUCCUAACACAUUUCUGUGGCUCGAAUGCAACCGAAGGCGUACACAAUCUUUGUACCGAUAAGUGCAUUAGAGCGACCUCCACAACAAAAGGAGACGAAAGAAAUGGAAAUAAAUUAGUUCCUCCGUUGAGACUGAAAAAAGUCGCGCAUACAGAAACAGAAAGAUACAACGAUUCUCAAAUCGUCACGGGGUCCGAACACGAAUCAAACUAUAGAAUCAUCACAGACACAGCGUCCCAAUCACCACCUAGUCCAAAUUCUAAUAACUGGAACGAUAUACUCUUCGAGAAAGACACAGAUUUUACCACUUUAAAUACCGAUAACUACAAACUAAAGUACAGGCGAAAUAAAAUAAAACAGAAACUGUGUGAAGUACGAAAUAAAGCUUUGGAAUUAGAUAAGCAAAUGGCGGGUGACUCGAACUCUCAACAAAAUAUCAGAUCAAGGCAAGUGAUGAAUUGUUAUGAGAAGCAAAUAGAAAAUCUAUCAAAAUUACAUAACAAACUGUCUGCAGACCUCUCGACCUCUAAGGAAGCGAUUAAUGAAAAUAAUGAUAGCAUGAAUUCUUCUGAUAACAAGUGUCCAUAUAUAAAUUUAAACGAGAGGAACGCAGAUUUUUCAGCGAAUAACAGUUCUCCGGUGUCAUCACCUGAACCACCUAAAUUGUCACCACGAUCAUCUCUGGAUUGUCAUAGUAUUCUGCCAGAAGAGGUCCGAAAUAGUCCACCAAUUUUACCAAAGAUAUGUUUAACUACCUCGUCGAGUCAAGAUUCGGUGGAAGAAGAGCUACAAGUUGUUGAAAGGAAAGUUUGGCCUGUGAACGAAGAAUUGAUGACAUCAACGUUUUCUACAGAUCCACUUCCUGGGGAUUUAACUGAUUCCAUGAACAAAGAUCCUCCAGAUAUUGAGAAACAUGUGCAGACUAUGCCUGUGGGCCAUAAAAAUAAUAUCAAUAUCGAUAUAGAAAGUUCUAAUUCUAGUGUAAAUAAGAGAGCUUUCAAUCAUUCGAACAAGGUUACUCAAUCACCAGAGAACAACAAUGCAGCUCGGGAAAAGAAAGACGAAAGAAAUAAAGGGUUUUCUCAGCGUCGUCUUGUGAUCCAAGAACCAGAAACAAUCAAGUGUUUGGAGUUUCCGGAUGUUGGAACCAUAAUAAGUUCUGUAGCUAAUUGCGUGGAAAUACCAACAACUGUUCAAGAAAACAAAUCGUUUGAGGUGAUAUAUGCUAAACAGUUCUCAUCGUCAAGGAAUCAUACAGUACAACCUAAUUUUUAUGAAUCCAAUCGAGAGGAAGUACCAUUUUCGACAAAUCAUGAAGACAGUAUAAAUUCGCAAAAGGUUUCAUCGAGUUUGGGUCAGCCAACUCAAUUUGAUUCUUCACAAAUGAUGUUGAAUCAGGGGAAGCACGCGUAAGUUAAAUGAAAAAUUAAUAUAUUUUAUUAUCUAUAUCUCUACCUUAUAUUUUAUGCAUACAGGUUGCGACAGAGCCGUAAAGGAGAAGAAAUUCUGGCUGAUUCUGUACAGAAGAGUAACGGGAAUCAUUCUAUAACUGAACAAUUUCCUACUCUUGGUAACUGGUUCGCUCGAAUGUCAAAAAAGCAAGCUUCAAUAACCAAACCCAAAUUACAAGCCACAGAAAAUGUGCCGUUUGUACCAGGAGAAAACACUACACGCCAAAUUUCUGGGUCUGAAAUACCAAAGAUGGUUGGACCUAAUAUCAAUAAUCACAUAAUAAAUUCAACGCCUCAACGCGGUACAGAGAAAUGGCAAUAUCAUCAGCAACAACAACUACAACCUGUUGCAGCAGUUCCUCCCUUACGACCUGGUGUUUGUCCACCACUUCCUAUGACUCAAUUUUACCCGAAUAAUUACUCCAUCGAUCCUUAUAAUAGUGCUGCCUUAAGUUAUCAUCCACCAAUUUGUCCUUACGGUUCUUAUCCAUAUGACUCACGAUUACAUUCGGGUUCCUUACCAUUUCAUUUCCCUGUGCAAGAAAGCUUGCGAUCAAUGCACCAUAUGGAUAAACGUUUCCCCAUAAUACAAGAUCCAGUUGUAAGGUAUCCCUCUCCAUCGACAAGCACUCUACAGCAUUCGGGUAAUUUGGAGUUUGAUCGUCUUCGAGGAAACUCUAGCACUAACAACAUUGGUACCACAACUUGUUUACCAUCGUUAUUUCUAUCACCACCGUCUUUAUCAACUUCUCAUCAGACCCUGCCUCAAAAUUCUUUAAUUGGCUAUACGACAAACAAUCAAUUUUCUCGGAACAGAAUGAUACCGGAUGUUGUUGCCGCAGCAGCAGCCGCUGCUGUUGUCGCUGCUGCUUCCUUUGAUAGGCAACGAGAUACGUUGACUUAUAAUAGAACCGAAACGGAUGCAUUAUCGCCUACUGGUAUUCCAAAUGUCAUUGACAGAGAACCACCUCACGUAUCGGGUGCUACUAGAUCAAUUAUUAAUCGUGACGUAACUAAUUUAACUCAAGAUAGUAAUUUUAACAAAGAAAGUCAUGAAAACACUAAGUAUCAACAAAUGCAAAAUUUUGUAUUCGACCAAUUGGCAUUUGUAAAAACCACGGAUAAUUUUGCGCAAACAAAUUCAGUUAUUAAUAAUGAUGCGCAGUCGACGAUGACGUCUAUUGUUCCAACAGCACAAUAUCGAAUGCCAUUAAUUCCUUCACAUGCACAAUUAUCGAAAAAUGUAUUAGAAACUGGAACUAGGAAUUGCGAGACACCGCAUCUAGGUAAAGUGAAUCGUAGUCCGAAUAGUUCACAUAAUCUCACAUGUUUAAAUUGUGGUAUUAUCGGACCAAAGUUUAAAUGUUUAGGAUGUGAAAUGGCCUUUUAUUGUGAUGAACGGUGCCAAGAGAAACAUUGGUAUAUCCACGUACAAAGAUGCCCAAAGAAAAUGCCAAAAUUAAAGAAAGUUACAUAAAAUUAAUUAGGUUAGAAAUAUAAAUUUCGGAAUAUUGACUUGAUGCACAAAAUGUAUUUUAUGUGGAGUAAAAAAGAUAUUUUUCUAUAGCUUUUCAUACAAAAGUAAACAUACUUUUAAAAUGUAGUAUCAUAUAAUAAUACAACAAUAACAAUAAUAUAUAUGUUUAACAGUUUAUAAUAUAACUUUGUUGUGCAAUAAGACUGGUAUAUUUCGUAUCAUACACAUCUAAUAUAGUAAAGCACUACUACAUUUGCACACAUAUGUACCUGAUACAUGUUUAAUAAAAAAAUAUACCUUGAUUA